AUGCUCAAAGAAUUAAAUUUGCCUGUCGCUCUAAGUUUAGCUAAAAUUGCUAAGCAAACAAAUACUGAAUAUGACACCAAUGAACAGCUACCAUUGGAAGUAUUACUUUCUAUUGAUCAGCAAGUGAUGUUAAUAGCUAACUUGUGGAUCAAAGUUGGCCUUGUUAAUGGCGCUAUUGGUCUCAUAAAACAAAUUGUAUAUGAAAACAAUACAAAACCACCGGACUUGCCAAAAUAUGUGGUUGUCCAAUUCAACGAUUAUAAUGGACCUCCAUGGGAUAUAGCACAUCCAAAAGACAUACCCAUUUUGCCAAUAACGCGAGGCAGGCGUACGCAAGUGCCUUUAACAAUGUCUUGGGCCAUCACUAUUCACAAAUCCCAAGGUCUUACAUUAGACAGAGCUACCAUUGACAUAGGUAAUACUGAAAAGAAAGGGCUCACAUUCACAGCUAUUUCAAGAGUGAAGACAAUUGAUGGAAUACGGAUCGAACCACCAUUCUCUUUUGAAAGGUUUUCCAAACUGCAAAAUAAUGCUUAUACAACCAUUAGAAAGAAAGAAGAAACUCGUUUGCAGCUGCUCUCUGCGCAAACAGAUAUCUAUUCACCUUAA
Molecule: messenger RNA, 609 nt
Organism: Cryptomeria japonica (Japanese cedar)
Lineage: Eukaryota; Viridiplantae; Streptophyta; Pinopsida; Cupressales; Cupressaceae
Exons: 1
Coding region: 1-609 (202 amino acids)
Source: RefSeq, a predicted model, not a curated record